Molecule: messenger RNA, 1280 nt
Organism: Phytophthora sojae
Lineage: Eukaryota; Oomycota; Peronosporomycetes; Peronosporales; Peronosporaceae
Exons: 1
Coding region: 32-1114 (360 amino acids)
Cellular component (GO): oligosaccharyltransferase complex
Source: RefSeq, a predicted model, not a curated record
GCAGCGCUCACCUUCGACGGGGGGACGGACGAUGGCGCGCGGGAUGACGAUGACGCGCGUGCUGGCGCUGCUGGCGGCGCUGCUGCUGGUGACCAUUUGGUCGGGCAUUGACGUGGAGGCGGCCAAGAAGGGCCGCAAGGGCAAGGACGCGCCGCUUAAGGGCGCGGAGAAGCUGGCGCAGCUGCAGGGCCGCGUGCGCGACGGCGUGGUGCCCUUCACGAGCGAGCUGUUCGCGCGCUACGCGGCGCGGCCCGACCGGCCGUACCACCUGGUGCUGCUGUUCACGGCUACGGCCGCCAAGUACAAGUGCGAGACGUGCGCGCAGGUGGCGCCCGAGUUCGAGACGCUGGGCGAGAGCUACGAGGCCGCCAAGCAGGUCAAGGUGGACACGCGCGACGGCCUCGAGGUCUUCUUCGGCGUCGUGGACUUCGAGACCAACCAGGAGGCCUUCGGCAUGUACGAGUUCACCUCGGCGCCCCACGUCGUGUACAUCGCGCCCGACCGCUCCAUCGACGCGGGCGACCGCACGCCCAGGAAGGCCAAGAUGGAGCCGCAGAACCUCUACAACGUCUACUCGCAGGGCAAGGAGGCCGAGGCCAUGGCCACGUUCGUCAAGCAGCGCACGGGCUUCGACUUCGUGAUCCAGCGCUCCAAGACCUUCCUCUACGUGCUGCUGGCUGCGGCGCUGGCCUCCACGGCCGUCACGGCCAAGCUCGUGCUGACCCACCUGGACUUCGUCAUGGCCAAGCUGCGCCGCAAGCAGCUCUGGAUGACGGUGUCGCUGCUGUUCUACGGGCUCUCGGUCUCGGGCAUGGUCUACUGCAUCAUCCGCAACCCGCCGCCCUACUCGGCCGACCGCAAGGGCAACAUCCAGUACUUCCACCCGCAGGGCCGUCAGCAGUUCGUGUACGAGGGCCUGAUCGUGGGCGGCUACGACGUGGCCGCCGCCAUCUUCAUGAUCCUGCUCUCGCAGUGGGCGCUGUACGUGCGCAACCCGGCCGUGCGCUACGUGUCCAUCGUCGGCUGCGCGCUCGGCUUCUUCUUCAUGUACCGCCAGAUGACGGACGCCUACAAGUUCAAGAACCGCUGGUACACGGGCUGGAUGGGCUUCUAGACCCGCGGCCGUCGCGCGCGCUGGCUGCAGCAGUCUCAAGCUGACUGCAAGAUUCAAUGCAAUCGCAGCCAUUUUGCUGUUGACAAGGAGCGAGGAGACAAGAGUUAAGAGACUGGGUGCAGCAUAUUGCUGUCGCUUCGGGCUCGCAUUGAACAAGUUGUCGCCA